This is a messenger RNA of Cooperia oncophora, 369 nucleotides long. Lineage: Eukaryota; Metazoa; Nematoda; Chromadorea; Rhabditida; Trichostrongylidae. The record is from the annotation of a GenBank genome assembly.
AUGGUUGAAAGGAGGUUUCUACGGUUGAUGCGGGGUUUUGACGCCGAAGACGUGGAAGUCAUACGGAAAGCAGUCGAGUCAGGUGGUGUGGACGCAAAGGCGAGUAAACUUCACCUGUUCAUACUUGCGUGUGCCCCUGGACCACCGAUGGACGAACGACCGGAUGACGAUCAACCUGAAGAGGAUUCCGGCUUGAUCCCACAAAUUGAUCGACCAAUGAGUAUGCCGUACCUAUGCUGCAAAUUGUGGCGAUGGAAAGAUCUCCAGACUCCGUCCGCUGCACGCGAUGGACCAGGAAUAUACCAUUUCCUUAACGAAAUUGAAAGCCGUCUCACGAAUGCGGACUCGGGUGUAGCUGCAAUGCUCUAG